AUGAGAGCAACACUUCUGGUGAUAACUCCGUUCGGACACAACGUUCCCGUCGAGUAUUACGUUCAACAGUGCGGCGCUAUAUUCGGGCCGCAAAUCACGGGUCAAAGCAUUAAGAAAGCGGUCGACCGGACAGUCGCCACAUACGGGGGACUAAAGCCCAACGUAACUAACGUUGUGUUCCCUAACGGAGCGCUUGACCCCUGGAAGGCCAGCGAUCUUUAA
Messenger RNA from Medioppia subpectinata, 222 nucleotides. NCBI's taxonomy places the organism in Eukaryota, Metazoa, Arthropoda, Arachnida, Sarcoptiformes, Oppiidae. The record is from the annotation of a GenBank genome assembly.